Molecule: messenger RNA, 309 nt
Organism: Alternaria arbusti
Lineage: Eukaryota; Fungi; Ascomycota; Dothideomycetes; Pleosporales; Pleosporaceae
Exons: 2
Coding region: 1-309 (102 amino acids)
Source: RefSeq, a predicted model, not a curated record
AUGGCUCCCAACGUCGGCCUUGGAACUCAAGGCUCAGUUGAGCGUGGAUGGGGCCUCUGGCUCACCAGCGUCUUAGCCGUCAUCGUCGCGGGUCUCUUUGUCGCCGGACGCCUUGCACAGCGAUUGACCAAGCGAAGUGGUCUGGGAAUGGACGACUACAUGAUCGUCGCUGCCUUGAUAUCAUCGGUCGUGCUCUCUGUAACAGAGUGUCAAGCGGUAGUCUAUGGAUACGGAAGACCAUGGAAAUCCUUACCCGCCGAUUCCCGCAUCAUCGCUCGCCAAUGGUUCUACGGAGCAAACAGUAAGUAG